Messenger RNA from Effrenium voratum, 621 nucleotides. The record is from the annotation of a GenBank genome assembly. Lineage: Eukaryota; Dinophyceae; Suessiales; Symbiodiniaceae.
AUGGCAGCUGGCUUUUGGCAGGAGAUGUUCAACGCUAUCACCAUGCUGGUGCCCAGCGUUUACCUGGCCUUUCACAACCAAACCGAAGGCGUACCCAGCCGAAUUCGGCUCAUGACCUGGGCCACCUACGCGCAUUGCUUGUUCAGCUGCGCCUACCACUGCCAAUGUGCAUUGUAUAGUGGCCGAAAGGACUUCAACCAUUUUAUGAGCCCUUUGCGCACCAUGGACCUGUCCAUGAUCCAUGUGUGCCUGCUGGCCUACACACAUGCGGUGUCAGACGACAACGCCAUCUUCGAGCUGCUGGCGAUGCUCCUGAAUUUGGCCUGCGUCUUCUGGCUGAUCUUCCGGCAUUUGCGUGGUGUGCCGGGCAGCCAGGCAGACUCAUUGCCCGCGGCGGGGGGCAUUCUGCUCUACCUCUCUGCCAUGUUGGCCCGGGGCGAUUUGGCCAACUUCACCUGGGUGAGCCUUUUCUACGCCGUGGGCGGCGUUUGCUGGAAGAAGAGCUCCGCCUUAGGGCACUGGGGCCACGGGCUCUUCCAUCUCUGCCUGACGCCUUGCGCCCACUUUGUGCUGAAGAGCUCGGCUUUGGCCCUGGGAGACGCCUGCCCGCUGGAUCUGUGA